GGGGGCUCCUCCCCCACCCCGCGCAGGCGCGGAGCUACUAGCCCGCUCGUGCCCAGGAGCCGCGCGGACGCUGCGAUGGCGGAUUCAGAGCUGCAGCUGGUGGCGCAGCGGAUCCGCAGCUUCCCCGACUUCCCUGUCCCCGGCGUGCUGUUCAGGGACAUCUCACCCGUCCUGAAGGACCCCGACUCCUUCCGCGCCUCCAUCAGCCUCCUGGCUAAUCACCUGAAAAAGGCCCACGGCGGCAGGAUCGACUACAUCGCGGGCCUAGACUCCCGUGGCUUCCUGUUUGGUCCCUCCCUGGCCCAGGAGCUGGGCUUGGGCUGCAUUCUCAUCCGGAAGCGAGGGAAGCUGCCAGGCCCCACUGUGUGUGUCUCAUACGCACUGGAAUACGGGAAGGCUGAGCUGGAGAUCCAGAGGGACGCCCUGGAGCCAGGGCAGAAGGUAGUGGUUGUGGAUGAUCUGCUCGCCACUGGCGGAACCAUGCGUGCAGCCUGUGAGCUGCUGGGCCAGCUGCAGGCCCAGGUGCUGGAGUGCGUGAGCCUGGUGGAGCUGACCUCUCUGAAGGGCAGGGAGAAGCUGGGGCCUGUGCCCUUCUUCUCUCUCCUGCAGUACGAGUGACCCCGGCCCCAACCCCACACCAACUGGAAAAGAGGAUCAGCCUGGGCGGCUGCAGCGACCCCCACUGGCCACCAGGGGGACCAGAAGUCCAGCGGGGGGGACUUAUGCGUCUGUGGCUAAGUGAUUUUCUCCUGA
This is a messenger RNA of Balaenoptera acutorostrata (minke whale), 753 nucleotides long. It is a transcript of the gene APRT, whose product is annotated as adenine phosphoribosyltransferase. The transcript has 5 exons. Gene Ontology annotation, biological process: AMP salvage; adenine salvage. Gene Ontology annotation, cellular component: cytoplasm. NCBI's taxonomy places the organism in Eukaryota, Metazoa, Chordata, Mammalia, Artiodactyla, Balaenopteridae. The record is from RefSeq and is a predicted model, not a curated record. Bases 76 to 618 code for a protein of 180 amino acids. Gene Ontology annotation, molecular function: AMP binding; adenine binding; adenine phosphoribosyltransferase activity.